Gastrolobium bilobum is the source of this 1416-nucleotide messenger RNA. RefSeq names its product protein DETOXIFICATION 16-like. Gene Ontology annotation, molecular function: xenobiotic transmembrane transporter activity; antiporter activity. The record is from RefSeq and is a predicted model, not a curated record. The transcript has 8 exons. Bases 1 to 1416 code for a protein of 471 amino acids. Gene Ontology annotation, biological process: xenobiotic detoxification by transmembrane export across the plasma membrane. Lineage: Eukaryota; Viridiplantae; Streptophyta; Magnoliopsida; Fabales; Fabaceae. Gene Ontology annotation, cellular component: membrane.
AUGAAAAGAGUUUGGAAGCAGGAAGUGGUUGAAGAAGUGAAGAAGCAACUAUGGCUGGCUGGUCCUCUGUUCAGUGUUGGUCUGCUGCAGUAUAGUUUGCAAGUGAUAUCUCUUAUGUUUGUGGGUCAUCUUGGUGAAUUGCCUCUUGCAGGUGCUUCAGUGGCCAGUUCCUUUGCAUCUGUCACUGGUUUCAAUUUGUUGAUGGGUAUGGCUAGUGCAUUGGAUACCUUGUGUGGCCAGUCAUUUGGAGCAGAACAGCACCAUAAGGUUGGCAUACACUUGCAGAGAGCUAUCUUUGUUCUCUCAUUUGUAAGUGUCUUUGUAGCUAUCAUAUGGGCAUGUACCAAAAACAUUCUAAUUGCAAUUCACCAACCAGUUCCCAUAGCUGAGGAAGCUGGAGUAUAUGCCUUUUACUUGAUUCCAAGCCUUUUUGCUUAUGGUAUCCUUCAAUGCCUUCUCAAGUUUCUACAAACUCAAAACAUUGUCUUCCCCAUGAUGCUAAGCUCCGCAGUUGUGGCUUUACUUCACACCCUUUUAUGUUGGGUGUUUGUAACUAAAUCAGGACUUGGUAGUAAGGGAGCUGCCAUAGCAAAUUCAAUAUCUUAUUGGGUGAAUGUGCUGCUAAUGGCACUUUAUGUCAAGUUUUCUACUUCAUGUGAAAAAUCAUGGAAUGGCUUAUCAAAGAAGGCCCUACAAAAUAUCCCAGAAUUCCUUAAAAUCUCAAUUCCUUCAGCUCUUAUGCUUUGCUUAAAGACUUGGACAUUUGAACUAAUGGUUCUGCUAUGUGCUCUUCUUCCAAAUCCAGAGUUAGAAACUUCAGUGUUGUCUAUAUGCCUUAAUACAUUUGGAAUUGCAUGGAUGAUACCCUUUGGACUAAGCUGUGCUGCGAGCACAAGGGUCUCAAAUGAACUAGGGGCUGGUCAUCCACAAGCUGCAAUUCUUGCAGUUCGGGUUGCUCUUUUCCUUGCCCUUGUUGUGGGUAUUAUGAUUGUAUUAGUGAUGAUUCUGAUAAGAAAAAUAUGGGGCAAUCUUUACAGCAGCGAAACAGAAGUUAUCAAAUAUGUAGAAGCCAUGAUGCCCAUUCUUGCUAUAUCCAGCUUCCUUGAUGGGAUUCAAAGUGUCCUUUCAGGGAUUGCAAGAGGUUCUGGUUGGCAGAAAAUUGGUGCAUAUGUGAAUCUUGGAUCAUUUUAUUUCGUGGGAGUUCCUUCUUCGAUGGUAUUAGCUUUUGUUUUCCACAUGAAAGGGAAGGGCCUUUGGUUGGGGAUUGUCUUUGCAUUCAUCGUGCAAGUGAUACUUUUUGGUUUCAUUACCAUUCGAACUAGCUGGGAGAAAGAAGCAAAUAAGGCAGCAAUGAGAGUCAACGACAUCAAAAUCCCUCCGGAGUUGUCAAAGGGAGAUCCAACAUUACCAUCUUAG